Molecule: messenger RNA, 996 nt
Organism: Rhodofomes roseus
Lineage: Eukaryota; Fungi; Basidiomycota; Agaricomycetes; Polyporales; Fomitopsidaceae
Exons: 5
Coding region: 163-840 (225 amino acids)
Source: RefSeq, a predicted model, not a curated record
GCUUCUUGCGUCCGCCUGGGCUUCCUCGCCGCACGCAUCUUCCACAGCCCACGCUGUCACCCGUUCAGAGGAUCUGUGCUGAGCCUGUUCCGUUUCUACCUUUGUCUUCUUUCAUUUACGCCCGGGCCUUCGCUGCCAGUAAUCUGCCGACCGCCCUGGCGCAUGCGGGUAGGUUUGCAUGCACGUUCGUCGGGAGCGCUACGCACCGCACGAAACACUGCGGUGAUGACGAAUAGAGGAUGUGAGCACUGCCCGUGGAAGUGGAAGUGGAAGUGGAGCAUACUGCACACAACGGCUCGUGGUUGUAUGCGGUCGUACCGUCCGUCUCGACGUCACUUUGUCUGGCCGCCCGUACAGUAUAGGCACAUCGAGCCCACGGUGCAUGGUGCAUGGGAGCCCUUGUGCGCGAUCGCGCUUCACUUCAAGUGCAGUCCUCGAGCGCAUGAAGCAGGCAUCCUGCUCUCCGAAAUCGAUGCCCGAUGCUCGCCACUGGCCCCCGGGGCACACAUAGCGGCGCCGAUGUGCCUCGUCGAUUACGUGCGUCGACGCUUUCAUCACCUGCGUCACCGCGACAGGAUUAUGUCCCCUAUCAUUUACACUAUGGCUGCUCUUAAGCUUCGCUUUGACCAUCUGACCGACCGCUUUCAGUUCAGCGUCGCGCUUUGUUGCGCCGUCGCUAUGGUCACAGGCACGCAGCCGCGGGGCCACACAACGCUUUGUGUGGCACGAGGGCGACGAGCUCAACAAUGCCCCUGUUCCCUCCGGUAUAUAAGGGCCCUGCGUGAGGGUAGACGAACCCAUCAUCCUCUCCGGCCCCAUUCGAACACUCACUCCCAAUGACACGCAUGAAACAUCCCAUAGGCCGUCUAGGUCUCAGCCCAAGCCACUCUCAAGCUUCGCGCUUCCUGAUUCAAUCGUCACUCCACGCUGGGUCGCCGCCCGGCGCGUUCUCACGUCCGCGUAGCCGACGGGUCUGAGUAUUCUAUGCCAGCCCGA